AGCGCUAUAAAGCGGGAGAAAGCCCGGCGGCCCGCAGUCCCGCGAUAGGCGCACGCGCACCUACACUCUGCACACGUAUCUCGUUCACGUUCUUUGCUGUGAACCGCAGUUUUCCCGAGUGAUAUUUUGUGCGCCGCAUGAAUAUGAGAAGCGGCAGAAGUACGACCGGAGAGCGGUUUCGGAGGCUGGCAACACUGUGGCUGGCGUUGACUGCGCUGAGUGCGAUGGCACGCGCGUACGCCGUGCCGGUCGACGACGCUGUGCCCGACGAGCUCGACGCGUUUGACGCCGACGACGACGAGCUGGCACUCGACCAGGAGGAGUCGAGAAAUUUGCGGCCACGCGCUUAUACUACUGGCGCAUAUAACGCUUUGCCCAGUGGCUUCCGACCGACACCCUCUCUAGCCGAGCUGGCGGGGUACCAGCGCGGGCCGCAGCAGGAGCCCUCAGCCGCACCGCAGCAUUACACAGAGCAGCAUGGGCAGCUACAGGGCCAGUUGCAGAGCCAGUUGCAAAGCCAGUCGCAGGGCCGACCGCCGCAGCGCAAGGUGGCGCAGGCGCAACGUCCACAGGCUCAGGCGCAGUUGGAGGAGGUGGAGGCAGAUGAGGAGCGCGAGGAACCGGACCGGCUGGCGCAGCUGCUGCAGCAGUCGCGGUUCGAUUGUGUUGGCAAGCAGUCGGGCUAUUACGCAGAUCAGGAGCUCGCCUGCGAGGUCUUCCACUAUUGUCAGGACAGCGUUAAACACUCCUGGAUUUGUCCUGACGGUUUCACAUUCCAUCAAGUUCAUCUGAUCUGCAUGCCGCCCACGCACGACAACAUUUGCCAGAAGUCAGCCAAAUACCACUUCGUCAACGAGUACCUGUAUCGGCCGAUCAACCAGGAGGAAGUGCAACGCAAACCCAACGUGUCGCUUAAGUACUCCGACCGGUACUAUCCCGCCGAGGUGUACCACGACGAUCGCUUCGAGGAGGACGAGGACGGUGACGAGGAGGAGGCCCCGAGAAAGGCGACGCCCGCGGCGGCGCGCCUCGCUUCGUCGGCGGCGACCCCGGCUGCGCGGCCGCAGCCCACGGCUCAGGUGUUCCGCUCGCCGGAAGAGGUGAACAUACCGCUGUUGCAGCGCAGGCCGCAGCGCCCCUACGACUUCGACUUCUGACCCGGCGAGUAGUCCGGUUCGGCUGGCUCGGCCCGCUCCCACCGCCGCGUCGCGUACAUUUAUCAAAAAUACUAUUUAUACUUAUAUUGUUUAAGUUUUGUGUCACAAAUUAGUUGUAAGCUAGUCUCAUAAUAGGUAUUAAGGAGCGCUGUUGAUUGAGUAAACGAGUGAUUAUAGCAACGUUUAUUUCAUUAAAA
Hyposmocoma kahamanoa is the source of this 1354-nucleotide messenger RNA. RefSeq lists its product as uncharacterized. The record is from RefSeq and is a predicted model, not a curated record. Gene Ontology annotation, molecular function: chitin binding. Gene Ontology annotation, cellular component: extracellular region. Lineage: Eukaryota; Metazoa; Arthropoda; Insecta; Lepidoptera; Cosmopterigidae. The transcript is spliced from 6 exons. The coding region runs from base 138 to 1157 and encodes 339 amino acids.